UUUAAUUACAUAGCAAUUUAUACUGUAAGUGCACGACCAGUAAGUCCUUGGCACUGCAGCCUCCUGUGCAUUUGUUAUUUUCCAUUUUAUUUUGCCAGGGAUUUAUUAUUUAUAGAGCAUUAACUUUUUUAUUACUGGGGAGUUUUCAUUUCAUCAACAUAAUUAAGAUCCUCCCAUGCUACACCCAAAAACCUUCACAUUACGUCCUGUCUUCAAGAGCAGAACCAUGAGCUCCCUGUUUGGAAUACUCUGCCUCCUCUCGGCUCUUGCAGCAACAAGUUACUCUUACUGUUUCGGGGGUAUUUCUAUAAGCUCGCAAUGCCCAGCCAACAACAUCACUUGCCCAUCAGGAGAGGAAUGCCCAGGCGGUACUGGUGGAAAGAAUGACUCAUUUUUGGGCAAGUCACCUCCACCGCUAUCUGAAUGUAACCCCUUGGACAGCACGAGCGCGCAGAAAGAAAAAAUCAGGAUAUUCGCAUCACAUUGUAACUCGAAAGAGUGCAAUAUUUCUAGUCCUGCAUGUGAUAAGAUGGCAAAAAUUUGGGCCUGGACAUAUAACUGUGCAUCUAAAUGUAACUUCUUGGGCAGCAUGCGCCUACAGCAACUACAAAUCAGGAUGGGCACGUCAUGUUAUGGCAAUCCCAACUGCACUCUGUUCUCCGCAUUACCAAAUGAAAACUCUCCCCUCAAUGGACUGGGCUGCCCAUCCUGCUUAUCUGUUAACUCUACCUGGUGUUACACUGAUGAAACCAUACAGUGCAGAGGGGAUGAGACUAUGUGUCUUCUUCUGCACACAACACAAGAAUCAGGAUCAAUGUCAACUUCAACAACCUUUCGAGGGUGCGCAACAAUGUCUAUCUGUGAUCUUGGCAGUCAGUCCCAAAAUGAGACCGGAUCAUUCACUGAGGUUAAGAUUAACUGCACGAGAGCCAGCACCAGCGGUAGCAACAGAGGCAGCAUGAGUGUCCAUAAAGUCGUCUUGACUUCAGCCAUUGUGUGUCUCCUGCUGAAAUUGUUCUUCUAGGAUUUUUGGAGGAAUGUGGCCGAAAUAAAUGACAAAGACGUAUA
Molecule: messenger RNA, 1068 nt
Organism: Bufo gargarizans (Asiatic toad)
Lineage: Eukaryota; Metazoa; Chordata; Amphibia; Anura; Bufonidae
Exons: 6
Coding region: 176-1024 (282 amino acids)
Source: RefSeq, a predicted model, not a curated record